Linum trigynum is the source of this 1798-nucleotide messenger RNA. The record is from the annotation of a GenBank genome assembly. Lineage: Eukaryota; Viridiplantae; Streptophyta; Magnoliopsida; Malpighiales; Linaceae.
UUCAAAAAGAAAAAAAAUUGUUCCACAGAACAGAAGCUCUGAAAAUCAACCAAAUUGACUUCUUGCGAAUGCUUCCAGUGCCGCUCGAUUUUGACGCUGCCGCCGAUUUCAUCAUAGCGGCUAGGGAAGCCACUUGGAAAUUCGACGGAAGAAAAUCCUACCGAUCAUAGAUUUAUAGAAACAAGAUGGCCGCGGCGCCGCACAACUACUUCCCGCCGGCGUCUCUCACUACUAGCGGACGGCCGGUCCUCCUUCCCGAUGAGGUUGAAUGCCAGCUUCUUUCAGGGGUCGACCUCGAAUCUGAAGACAACGCUAGCGGUAGUAACUCUUCCGGUUCUUACGAUUUCUCUCCUUUGAAAUCGGGCGUACUCAUCCUUACAACCCACCGCCUACUCUGGCUGUCCUCCAAUUCCAGCAAUACAACGGCAAUCGCCAUUGCUCUGGGAUCAAUCACCCACAUUUUCUCAGCGAAGAAGUCGAUCAAGGCCAUGUUCCACUCUCCGAGGUUCAGGUUCCAGGUCUCCGUGAACUCCAAGAGUGCCGUUGUUACGGUGGUCGUCAGAGGCAAAGGGGAUUGGGAAGCAUUCUUUGCUAAACUGUGGGAGAGUUGGAGGGCGAGAGCUUGGGAAACUUCUGAUACGGCUUCAAAGGAAUCUGGUGGUUCUGCGAGCAGCAGCAGCAGCAGCAGCUUGGUUCCUGCUCCAAGUUCAAGCUCUGGUGGGUUAUACUCGAGUGAUGGAUCGGUGAGGAUGGUUGGAGUCGCUGGAAUAUUGAGGAAGGAGCAAGAAAUGUGGGAGAAUACAGAUAAGAGCUUGCAGGAUGCUUUUCAGGACUUGAAUGCUCUCAUGAGUAAGGCUAAAGAGAUGAUGACACUAGCAGAGAAAAUGAGGCAAAAGCUUUUGUCUGGUUCAAAUUCUCAAACUAGUUCAGGCAAUGAUGAUGAAAUGGGCUCCAAAGAGAUCCAAGACUGGUUGUUAAGUGUCGGUAUCAUAUCCCCUGUUACAAAAGAAUCCGCAGGUGCCCUGUACCAUCAGCAAUUGUCUCGUCAGUUGGCAGAUUUUGUGAGAGUUCCUCUUGAAAGAGCUGGAGGGAUGAUCAACCUGAUAGACAUUUACUGUCUCUUCAAUCGUGCUCGGGGCACAGAGUUGAUCUCGCCUGAAGAUUUGUUACAAGCCUGCUCUCUUUGGGAGAAGUUUGAUGUACCAGUCAUGCUUCGGAAAUUUGAUAGUGGUGUGAUGGUCAUCCAGAACAAGGCCCAUAGUGAUGAAGAGGUGUUUGCUCGAAUCAAAGCUCUUGUGACAAAGCCAGAUGCUUUUACAUAUGGGAUAAGUGCUAGUGAUGCUGCAAUGACCUUGGGUAUUGCUCCAGCAAUGGCCAAAGAGCAUCUUCUGUCUGCCGAGAGCAAAGGUUUGCUGUGCAGGGAUAUCAGCCCUGAUGGCUUUCGCUUUUACGUCAACUUCUUUUCUGAGAUUGAUCCCAACAACCUGUACCUGGUAAAAGACCAUAGUCUCUAUUCCGUGUGGAUCAAAGCUACAGCUGCUUCUUAGAGAUUCAUUUCUUCGUUGGUAGAAGGUGAGAGCUGCUGUUUAGAAACCAAUUCUUUCCCACUCUUGUUUGGUUGUCUAUUUACACUACUAUCUUUUCCACUUGGGUUUUCGGAUGAUAGCAAAUCAGGAGAAUCAAUGGCAUGUUUUCUUCUACACGUUUCAGGAGGAUCCAUUAGUCAGACUCCCAUCAUUGAUCGACAAUGAUUUCUUGUCCAUGUUCCCUUCUGUGAGCAUAAAUGGCAGCAGAGAUG